This is a messenger RNA of Ruditapes philippinarum (Manila clam), 2530 nucleotides long. RefSeq names its product monocarboxylate transporter 4-like. The record is from RefSeq and is a predicted model, not a curated record. The coding region runs from base 47 to 1486 and encodes 479 amino acids. NCBI's taxonomy places the organism in Eukaryota, Metazoa, Mollusca, Bivalvia, Venerida, Veneridae. Gene Ontology annotation, biological process: transmembrane transport; monocarboxylic acid transport. The transcript has 5 exons. Gene Ontology annotation, molecular function: monocarboxylic acid transmembrane transporter activity.
AUUCUUUACUAACGAAAUUCCAGAUCGACAUACUAGUAGCACUAAGAUGACAAUGGUCAACAAAGACCAAGAGAAAGACGUACUGAAGGAACAGGAUUCUACUGAGGAAUGUUUAACGAGUUGUCACGAUGAGUUUAGUGAUUUGGACAAUGGAUGGGCCUGGGCUGUUCUGUUCGCAAGUUUUGGGACAUUUUUCCUGAUUGGUAACUCAAUGUAUGCAGUAGGAAUAAUUCAUUCUUCCUUGUUGGACAGAUACGAAGAGAGCGUGUCUUUAACAUCUUGGGCUGGGGCAUUACACACCGCAUUCAUGUCACUAGGAGGGCCAUUAUCAACAGUAGUAAUCGACAGAUUUAGUUGCAGAACUGCGAUAACAUUAUCAGGGGUGUUCUUUGUAGUUGGUUAUUUAGCAACAGCGUUCGCACAGACCAUCGAGGUGGCUAUAUUUACUUGUGGCAUUAUUGCAGGAAUUGGUGCUGCUCUUGGGUAUACUGCUGCAAUGGUAGUCGUCGGCUUCAACUUUAGACGGAAACGAAACCUUGCGCUUGGUAUAGCUCUGUCCGGAGUUGGGGCAGGAUUGUUCGUUUUGGCGCCUGUUGUGCAAUUAGCCCGUGACUACUAUGGUCCUGCCGGAUUCUUCAUUAUUCUUGCUGCACUAACAGCCAAUAUUAUAACAUUCGGCCAAAUGUGUUUUCCAAGCAAAUUAGAAUUACAAACCCAAGUGAGAAGAAAGUUUGAUUCAACUAAAUCAAGUUCAAAUAGAAAUAUAUUUGCCAGUGUAAAACCAUAUCUUCAUGUUCUAACAAAUAAAGGAAUGGUAUGCCUGUUUUUGUGCAUGUUCUUUUAUUGUCUUGGCACGUAUCUUGUUUAUCUACAUUUACCUACAUUUAUAGUUACCAAAGGUUUCUCCGCGGUUAAAGCCUCGUUUUUGAUAUCAUUAUCAGGGAUAUUGUCUUUAUUUGGUCGCUUGUUAACCGGUAUUGUUGCCAACUUGAAUCGAAUAAACGACACAGUUUUAUAUUCUGGAACAAUGUUCAUUGUAGGGAUAGCAACCUUCAUAUAUCCUUUCACUGCCGAUUAUUUUGCUGGACAUGUGAUAUACACAGUGCUUCUUGGACUCUUCUUUGGAAGUUGUUAUGUUACUAUAACAGCAGUGAGCCUGGAGUUUGUGGAGAUAAGUUAUGUUGCUACUGCUAUUGGCCUUCAGUUCUGCUUUGGUGGUAUUGGUGCAGUCAUAGGACCCGUUUGUGCAGGUAUUGUUGUGGAUGCAGGUGGAACGUAUGAACUGUCCAUGAUUGUUGGAGCUGUUUGUAUUUUAUUAGGAGCUGCGUUUAGUGGGAUCACAGUGUUUUGUAGAGAAGCUAACAGUGAAGUUGUACUGCAUUUAAAUGAUACAAUAGAACUUCCCGUCAAACAAGCGUCAGCCAAUGAUGUUUUACAACAACCAGAAAAAGAAAGCUUCUUACAAAACUUAUCAGUCGACAAAUGAACAGACGCUUGCUGUUCAAAGCAAGCAGCUUAAAAGUAGUUCUCAAAAGUGUUCAAAGCAAAAAGUAGUCCUGAAUAGUGUUCAUGAUAAACAAUUUUUUUUCUGAAAUGUUGAAAGCAAUAAGAUGUCCUGAAAUGUGUUUAUGAUUGCAAAAUGCAGUCCCUCAAAAGUGUUUACAGCAAAAAAUAAUUUUGGACGUGUUGAAAGCGAAAAGAAUGUCUCAUAAGUGCUCAUGUCAGGGAUGGUGAAAGCAAAAAAUAGUCCUCAAGGGUGUUUCUGGUAUGUUCAUGAUUAAAUGUAGUUAUCAGAAGCAUUGGCAAUAACACGUUACUCUCAUAGGUAUUGAUGGUAUCAAUCAGUUCGAAAUAAUUGAACAAAAUCAUUUUGAAUAAAACAAGAUAAAGGUUACAACUAGAUAAAUUAUCACAAAAUCAUAACUGAAGAUAUAUCGAACACAUUCCUGUUAUUGUAUCCAAACGAAUUGGAAAUAACAUAUGUGCGUAUACUUCAAUAAGUUAUAAUAAUUAGUAAUACUUUAAUAUAUGGUAACAAAGAAUGCAUGUGACUGGCGUAAGCUUUUAGUUUUAAAGAAGCAGUUUAAAGUGUGUCACGUCGAAUAAUUGUACUUUAUAUGAACACCAUGCAUAUAUUCUUAUGAUACAUGUUCAUUUUAUGAAACAACCAACAUACUAUUUAGGAUAAUAUGUACCAUGACAUGUAUACAUAUGUUCAAGUUAACUGGGUGCUUACUUUUAUGCAGUCUAACAAUAAGGAACAGUCAAUUUGAUAAAAGAAUCUCAAAAUGAUUAACAUAAAUAUGUCAACAAGCCACACAAACUCGAACACGAAUCUAUUUAACCCAUUACUUCAUAUAGACAUAUUUUCAAGUUUUUUCACCCCCCUCUUUUUGAGGCCUCAAAUGGUGAACAAAUGCCCUAUUUAGACCCCCAAACACUCGAAUUCGUUUUGAGAAAGGUUGUUUAAAGAAGUGAUCACUUUUUUGGCGCCGUCCCCUAUCAAAAAUACAUUUUUGAAAGUUAAUGU